UCACUCUUUUAUGAAUAGAGAAAAAAUUAAUUUUAGAAAAAAUUAAAAUUUCGCAAGAUCAAAUUUUAGAAAAAAUUAAAUAUUGGGCUUUCAAAGCUGUUGUGCCUUUUCUCACCAUCUUAUUUCUUGCAUCCUUGUAGCUCAUAAACUCAUGGCUAUCCGGAGGAAUAAGACAGCUGUUACGCUGUUUAUCAUCAUCAUCGGCAUCAUCAUCUUACUUACCAUAUUUUUUGCAGGACUCACAACAGCCGCCAUAAUAGUUGCAGGCUUCCUUGUUGUGGCUCUGGCCAUGGGCUUCUGGUAUGUGUUUUUAAGGAAGAAAAGGGAUGAAGAGGAAUGUAUAGAAGAUAAUUUUCUAUCAGGAAUGCCCAUGAGAUUCACUUACCAAGAAUUGAAAGUAGCCACUGGAGAUUUCAAGAAAAAGCUUGGAGGAGGAGGGUUUGGAUCAGUUUUUGAAGGCACUCUUCAAAACGGAGAUAAAAUUGCAGUCAAGCGCCUUGAUGCUAUGGGCCAAGGGACGAAAGAAUUCUUGGCUGAGGUCAAGACUAUAGGAAGCAUCCACCAUGUUAACCUUGUGAAGCUAAUUGGCUUCUGCGCAGAAAAAUUGCAAAGGCUUCUGGUAUAUGAGUACAUGUGUAAUGGGUCUUUAGACAAAUGGAUUUUCUGUAAAGAAUCGCUAGCUUCUUUAGACUGGCAAAUUAGAAGGACAAUUGUCCUGGACAUAGCAAAGGGGCUGGCCUAUCUCCAUGAAGAAUGUAGACAGAGAAUAGUACAUUUAGAUAUCAAACCCCAAAAUAUACUAUUGGAUGAAAAACUUCGUGCGAAGAUAUCAGAUUUUGGCUUGUGUAAGUUGAUUGAUAGGGAUCAAAGCCAAGUGGUAACCACGAUGAGAGGAACUCCCGGCUAUUUGGCCCCUGAAUUUUUGAGCUCAGCAAUCACAGAGAAGGCAGAUGUUUAUAGCUUUGGGAUCUUAGUCAUGGAAGUAGUUUGUGGAAAGAAAAAUUUAGAAAGGUCACAGCCUGAGGAAUUCGUGCAUUUGCUCCCAAUUUUCAUGAGAAAAGCAGAGGAGGAUCAAUUGGUGGUUAUGGUUGACGGAAGCAGUCAGGAUAUGCAACUGCAUAACUCAGAAGCUGUUCAGGUGAUGAAGGUUGCAAUUUGGUGUCUGCAAAGUGAUUACAAAAGGAGGCCUUCCAUGUCAGAUGUGGUUAAAGUCCUAGAAGGUAAUUUGGACGUGGAAGCUGAUCUAGACUACACCUUGCAUAAUCCAACAACAAUAGCAGCAACGAUAAGAGAGGCUGAGCAGGGAACCACAACUUUAAUAUUGCCAUCUUUUCUAUCGGGACCAAGGUAUUGGAGAUACAGAGAGAGAGCCCAAUAGACCAUAGACUGGGAGAUAGAGUUUUGAUCUGCAUUAGGUCCGAGUGUCACCUCAUCCAGCAGUGCAUAUUUUGGAUAGACUCUACUAGUCUUGUAUUUUAUUUUUUUGGACUUUGUACUUAAAUUUUGGACAUGUAAUGUAACUUAUAUAUGUUUGUACAUUAAUUUUGUAUAUGAUGUAAAUUAAUAAUAUUUGAAAAUUUUCUUUUUGAAUUAUUCAUGGAUGAAUGUGAUUAGAUGA
This is a messenger RNA of Hevea brasiliensis (rubber tree), 1618 nucleotides long. Its product is annotated as G-type lectin S-receptor-like serine/threonine-protein kinase SD2-5. Gene Ontology annotation, molecular function: ATP binding; protein kinase activity. The record is from RefSeq and is a predicted model, not a curated record. NCBI's taxonomy places the organism in Eukaryota, Viridiplantae, Streptophyta, Magnoliopsida, Malpighiales, Euphorbiaceae. Gene Ontology annotation, biological process: protein phosphorylation. The transcript has 2 exons. Bases 152 to 1378 code for a protein of 408 amino acids.